Molecule: messenger RNA, 472 nt
Organism: Amphimedon queenslandica
Lineage: Eukaryota; Metazoa; Porifera; Demospongiae; Haplosclerida; Niphatidae
Exons: 1
Coding region: 4-411 (135 amino acids)
Source: RefSeq, a predicted model, not a curated record
CUAAUGAUGUCUGCCGCCUCUUCCCUUAGCAAAACAAACAUCAAAGAAGCCAACGAUCACCUACAGAAACUUCAUCAAAGAAUAUUUGAGCUGGAAACACAGCUGCAGCUCCACUCACUGCACGUAGAAGACUUGCAACAGACUAACGCAGAAUUGCAAAGACAACUAGUAGCUAACAGAGAGUCUACAGGGUCUCUUUUAAAAGAAAAGGAGAGAGAAAUAGGAGAGCUAAAGUCUCAAUUAGAAGCUAAAGAUCUCCAAGUACAAAGAUUGCUAUCAGCAGCUGAAGAGAGAGAUGAUGUCAUGCUUAAGUUGGAGGAGAAGUCAAGAGUGUUUUAUGAAGUUGCUGAACACAGAUCAUCACUAGCACAAAUACUGAGAGUAUUGGAAGAUAUCAGCCAAUCAAAAUAAAGAUAUUGUUGUAUAUAAUUCAUUAUUUUUUGUAAAAAAUGUUGGGGCUUGUUCACACCUU